Messenger RNA from Metarhizium robertsii ARSEF 23, 1560 nucleotides. RefSeq names its product tRNA nucleotidyltransferase. The record is from RefSeq and is a predicted model, not a curated record. Gene Ontology annotation, molecular function: RNA binding; ATP:3'-cytidine-cytidine-tRNA adenylyltransferase activity. Lineage: Eukaryota; Fungi; Ascomycota; Sordariomycetes; Hypocreales; Clavicipitaceae. The coding region runs from base 1 to 1560 and encodes 519 amino acids. The transcript has 3 exons. Gene Ontology annotation, biological process: tRNA 3'-terminal CCA addition.
AUGGGGCCUGCUAUACAGCUCAAUGCGCAAGAGGACCGACUUCGACGGCUCCUCUUGGAUGUAUCUCAAUCCAUCAACGACUCUAAACUAACGGUACAACCCGUGGUUGUUCGCUGGGCUGGAGGUUGGGUUCGGGACAAGCUCCUGGGUAUCGAAUCCCAUGAUAUAGAUGUUGCCAUCAAUGCGAUGACUGGAAUUCACUUUGCACAAAGAAUGCGUGAGUACUGCAAUACAGAAAAGGGGAGCAGAAUACACGCAAUCAAACCCGAUGAUAUCGGCAAUCUUCACAACGUCUCAAAGAACCCAGACAAAUCGAAGCACCUAGAGACUGCCAUGGUCCGUAUUUUCGGCCUCGACUUGGAUCUAGUAAAUCUGAGAAAAGAGACAUAUGCGGAGGACAGUCGCAAUCCGACCGUUGAAUUUGGCACGGCCGAGGAAGAUGCAUUAAGACGGGAUGCGACCAUAAACGCGUUUUUCUACAACAUACACACUGAACAGAUAGAAGAUUUCACGGGUGGGAUGCGUGAUUUGACGGCUAAAGUCUUGCGGACGCCUCUGAGCCCCUUGGAAACAUUCAAAGACGAUCCACUCCGCGUCUUACGGCUGGUGCGUUUCGCAAGUCGGCUGGGGUUCUCAAUCGAAGAAGAGACCAAGAAGGUUAUGGCACAUCCCGAGGUCUUGGAUGCCCUGCAAGUGAAAAUCAGCCGAGAAAGGGUUGGUACAGAGCUCGAAAAAAUGUUGAAAGGAAAUAACCCACGGUCUGCCCUGGAGUACAUUGACCAACUAUGCUUGUAUGACGCAAUUUUUACAGAUUCCUCUUCAAAAUCCACAGCAAGGCCAGACUCUUCACGAUGGCACGUUGCCUACGAAUGCCUUGAUAGCCUUGUGCGAAAACGUAGUCCAGGCUCUCUCGGCGAACUCCUAAUUAGGCCCGGUGAAGCCAACUAUGCAGCCUGGAUUCUGGCCUCCCUCAGCCCCUGGAUGGUUGUAGAACUCCCGCCCAACAACGUUCGGAAGGCAAAUGUCUUACCUCCGCCAGCUGUGGCUGCCCGUGAAGGAUUCAAGGCACCGAAUAAACUUGUGGACAUAGUAACAGGCAGCUACCGGAAUCGACGAGAAAUCAUACGCAUGAAAACGUCAACGUGUAACGAGGAGGGGGCAGUUCUCGCAAGAGAUACACUGGGCAUGGCCAUUCGUCGAUGGGACUCUCAUGGAGGACCAUGGACUCUCCAGGUACUGAGCGCUCUGCUCGUAGAGGCCAUGGAAAGCCAGGAUGCGUGGACGGAACUUGAUGAUAAAGGGAAGGAUGAUUUCAUGGAUGGGUGGCAGAAAUUCCUCGAUCUAAUCAUUGAGCUUGAUCUAUACGAUGCUCCGGGCAUGAAGAGGCUUCUUGACGGUCGCUCUCUAGCCCUGGCUCUUGGCGUGAAGCCUGGGAAAUGGACAGGUCAAGCUCUGGAUUUAUGUCUAGCGUGGCAACUUCGGAAUCCUCAUGAGACAGACCCAAAGGGCGCCAUCGAAGAGAUUCAACGACAGCGUGAUGAGCUAGGUGUCCCUCGAUAG